This is a messenger RNA of Symbiodinium sp. CCMP2592, 1635 nucleotides long. The record is from the annotation of a GenBank genome assembly. NCBI's taxonomy places the organism in Eukaryota, Dinophyceae, Suessiales, Symbiodiniaceae.
AUGGAUGGUGCGGCCAAGAAGGAUGACAGCCUCGAAAAUGGUGAUGAGAAGGUGACACUGCUGGGUGGCAAACAGCGGCGCGAAUGCUCUUGGACUUGCGGUGCCGCAGAGUUCCUCGAUGACUUGGCAGGAGCCAUUGGCUACAAACUCCUUUUCCUGCUUUUUGUUGUGGAGCAUGUCAAUAGAGGAUUUGUGGCCGACUUCUCUGGUCAAGCGGAGUCGUACGUGUACAAGACGUAUGCCGUGCCUGCUCCGCGAGUUCAAAUCUACUCAGGCAUCUCGAAGCUCCCUUGGGCUUUGAAGCCGGUGGUGGGCCUCAUCAGCGACGUGAUGCCCAUAUGUGGCUACCACAAGGCCCCGUACAUGAUCGGAGCGGUUUUCGUUGGCAGUGCUGCCUUCCUCGCUGUGGGCGCUGUGCCGCACAGCAUGCUUCCGGUGUCUCUGCUGGUGGUUUGUAUCUUCCUGCAGCAGUCGCAGUUGUCGGUGUGCGAUAUCCUGGCUGAAGCAAGAUAUGCGCAGCAGAUACAGGAAGUCCCAGCCUUCGGAUCGCAUGUGCUGAGCUUCGUAUGGUUUGGUAUGAACGCGGGGUCUGUGCUGGGCGUCUUAUUGUCCGGCCUCCUCCUCGCCAACGCAUCGCCAAAGCUGCCUUUCCUGAUCUCUGCCCUGCCAGCCGCAAUGGUGCUGAUCCCUUUGUUUUAUGGCUGUCUUGAAGAAAAGAUGGUGCGAUCAGAAGAAACGGCCGAAAGAAGGAAGAAAUUCUAUGCGCAGAGGGAGGCCUGCUUUUUGAGUUUGUUGAUCUGCGUGGUUUGCAUAGGUUUGACUGCUUGUGGGCUGAUUUCUUCAAGCACGCGUGUCAACGCGAUCGCCGCCACCAUCGCUUUCUUUGUGGUGGGCUUCUUCUUUAGCGUAUUUCUCUCCCCGGCAAUAGCCAGGUUCAACUUGUGGUCGCUGUUGCAGACGUCGUUAUCAUUAUCGACGAGUGGCGCAGCAUUCUACUUCAUGACCGAUACUGAAGAGCAAUACAAAGAGGGCCCUCAUUUCUCGCCUUUGUACUACAACUCGGUGAUUGGAACAGUCGGAGCACUCAUGUCCCUGGUGGGCGUCGCGACAUUCCAGCGCUAUUUCAGCACCUACCGGUACAGGAACCUGCUGCUUGUCACCAACAUUGCCUUCUGCUUCAUGAACGCCCUGGACACUGUCUUGUUCAAGCGCUUGAACGUUAGCAUGGGCAUCCCGGACCAUGCUUUUGUGCUGGGUACCAGCUGCAUGCAGAACGUCCUUAUGCAGUGGCAGUGGAUGCCUCAAGUUAUCAUCCUUUCCUAUUUCUGCCCGCGGGGCAUGGAGGCCACAAUGUAUGCUCUCCUGGCCGGGUGCCACAAUUUGGGCAACACGAUUGCCAGCUGUUGGGGAGCCCUCCUUCUGGAAAUCUUGGACGUCAAUCCGACAGGGUCAGUCGGCGAAUCUGCUCAGUUUGACAACCUUUGGAAGGCUUCGCUGCUUGCUUCCAUGAUGCCUAUCAUCACGGUGGUGGCCCUCUUUCAUUUCAUACCGGAUGUCAAGCAGGGCGAUCCUGUUGUGGACCCUAACGCCGAAGCUACGCAAGGCUCCUUAUGGAGGCAGUUCUGGGAUGCUUAA